UUAUGCACGCCUAUGCAAACACGCAUGCCCGUUACUCCCGCCCUGCUGCCACAAGGAUGACCCACUCCAUUCAUCAGAAGCUCCUCAAGUCCUUGUACACCCCGGAUGACAUGAAGCAGUUCCUAAGCGCACGGAAUGGGACUCUUUUGGCUACCAUCAGCGAACAUGUGUCAGUGGAAGUUGGUCAGCUUUUUCAGCCCUUGUGUCAGCCUUCUAGGCCACCUCCUGGAUUUGUGACCCCAGAUAAUCCACCUGCAGUGCGGCCACCUCCUGGAAUUCCCACUCCAGUUGUCUCACCUGCAGUGCGAUCACCUCCUGGGCUUUCUCAGCGUGGUGCAACACCUGCAGUGAAGCCGACCCCUGGGUUCGCUGUACCUGGUGCAACACCUGCAGUGAAGCCGACCCUUGGGUUCGCUGUACCUGGUGCAACACCUGCAGUGAAGCCGACCCCUGGGUUCGCUGUACCUGGUGCAACACCUGCAGUGAAGCCGACCCUUGGGUUCGCUGUACCUGGUGCAACACCUGCAGUGAAGCCGACCCCUGGGUUCGCUGUACCUGGUGCAACACCUGCAGUGAAGCCGACCCUUGGGUUCGCUGUACCUGGUGCAACACCUGCAGUGAAGCCGACCCUUGGGUUCGCUGUACCUGGUGCAACACCUGCAGUGCAACCACCUCCUUGGCUUUCUGACCUGCAGUUCGAACAGCUCCUGGGUUUUCUGUCACAGAUGCUUCAUCUUCAGUGUGACCACCUUCUCUUCUUUCCCAGCUGUUACGUCAGCAGGGCUUUCAGUUUGAUCCCACGUCUGCAGUAAGGCCACCUCUUGGAAUUUCCACCCCAAACGCCUCACCCGCAGUGCAACCACCUCCUGGGUUUCCUAUCCCAGGUAAUCCACCUGCAGUGCGGACACCUCCUGGGUUUCCCAUCCCAGAUGGUUCACAGUCUGUGAGACCACCUCCUCGUCUCUCUGCAGGAGACGUUCCGCUGACGUUGGGUCCACGUGCUGAGGUUUACCUCUCUGACGUCUCAGCUGGUCUGCAGCCCCCUUCACGUCCUCUUACUGAUCUCGUGCACUCUUAAGUACGCUCACAAGUUCCAGGAAGGGAAGUGGUAGAUGAGGCUGAAGCCUUUGACAGAGUCAAUCACAUUUGUGUCCACAACAAAUCACAGACAAUCACAUCUAAUGAUCCAAAGGAUGUGCAGAUAGAAGCACAUCCACUAUCUGGGAGAGUCAAGAUCAGAAGAAGGGGAGUGAAAGGUUUUCUGCAAAAAAAAAAGAAGGCAUUGACAUGCUGUGCAACCACCAGUGAUGCAGAUGCACAGGAGAUUGAGCUCUCCAGAAAUCACUAAAACAUAUUCAUAAUAUCAUAAUUGAAUAUUCAUCAGAUAUGAUUAUUAUCAAGUUCAAGUUCAAUUUAUUUCUUUGUCCCAAAUGGGCAAUUUGAUUGCAGACAUAGAUCACAUACCACACAACAAUAGACACAACACACUACAAUACAGACAGAUAUGCACGUAUCAUCAUUAAAGAUGAAAUUUCAAUCAAAAGUGUCCAUGUCUAGGCUGUCACAUGCAAUGUCUCCUGUAGGCUGUAUAUUCCAGGUGUGCUCAUAUCACUGUCAUUGUGUGCAGCAGUCAAGACAGUAGACAGGUAAGAUGAUCACAUUAUUAAGUUGUUAAGUUAAGAAAAUGAAUACUUCCGUGUGUUCCGAAUACAGCUCUUAUAUUCCUUGCGUACCUUGGGAACAAACUCUCUCCAGCAUCUCUCUAGCAUUCAGUAGGCAUACCCUCCUGUAUUCCUGGGCACUUAAGCCAUGAGCUCUGAGGAAAAGAGUCAAAGUUCUGGCCUGGAAAGACAUAAGACACACUAACAAAUGACUUCAGCAAAAGAGGCUGGUACUGUAGCUCUUGGUUGUAAUGCGUAGAUUUUAUCCUCGUAGCGGGUGCUCUUGGAAAAUGGGAUCAGUUCAUGAGAAGGAAAGCAAUCCAGGCACUCCAGGAAAGGUGACUGAGGAAGGUAUAUUUAAAAAGCCUUUAUUUGUUACUGGCUAAUCCAUAGCAUAAAACUCCAACAGGUUUCGACCACACUUGGUCUUCAUCAGGGCAUGUACAAGUGAAUGAGGACUUAGGCCUCACCCAUAUAGGGUCAAGAGGUCAUAUGACCAGAAAAGACGUAGACCCUGUACAACAGGUGACCCUUUGCACAUCACAGCAGAAAGGAAAAAAAGAAAUGUAAAAUAAAAAAAAUGUAUGUUAAAAAUACAGUGACAUUUACAUCAGUAGGCCUACAGCACUAUAAAAAACAAGUGAAAUCGAUGUCUUCAUUUAGACCAGGAUAUUCUAUAGCAUUCAGGCGAUGUAUCCAGAACGACUCUCCUUGGUUCAACCUCUGUAACCUAUUGUCCCCCCCCCCGCCCCCCUCGCCAUUCUGACAUGCUCAAUGCCCUAGUUAACAAGGAGUAACACACUAACAAAUGUUGUACAACAACAACAGUGUUCUCAUAAGCUUCAAAGUGUAUUAUAUGAAUCAACCAGUGUAUAUAACCUCAUGAUUGGCCUUAGCAUGUAUCAAUAUACACAGUAUAUGCUUGACAUUUGGUUGUAUCAAAAUAGAGAAGGUCAUCCGAUGAAGGGAACAAUCAAGCAGAUGUACAUAUCAGAACCAUUGUAUAGCUCACAACGGAAAGUAACACAUUUUGUAGGUGAAUCUUGCUUAGCUAAAGAGUUCCCAUCCGGACAGCACCUGUUGAGUAGUACACAGUGUACUCCCCCACAUCCAUCUCACAAUGACACACAGAUCUAAUCAAAUACAAUGACAACGAGUUCUUUAACAGAGUUUGUGCAUCUGCAGCAUGAGAUCAUCAAUAUCUGAUAGAAUGUCAUCGUCAGUGAGAGACCGAAACAGAGUGUGUGUGUGUGUGUGCUUUUGAGAGAAAGAUAGCGAGGCUGUGUGUGUGUGUGUGUGUGCACUCUUUUGACUGAGAGAGAGACAUAGAGAGUGGGGAAAGGAGACUUCAAACUCAGAAACAGCGAAUUUCCCACUUCAAUGGGUUUAAGAGACGGUUCCUAAGUGCCUCUUUGUCUUGUGCUUUUCAACUUGCUGUGUGUAGCACUCCUCUGUACACUCAAUGCAAUGCUCAGCCAGUGCAACAGUUAUAAUGCCUUCAUGUAUUCAUCAUCACAACUAUUUGUGGCUACUGUAUAUCAUGAAACAUAAUUUCACCUGCUUAAUUUUACUGGUAGCUCUACUCUGCAGUUUUGCUUCAUUGUGAGAAAUACAACACGGCACGACGGUUGACUGGAAAAGUUCAGCAAAGGAAAGCACAGCCUAUACCUCCCCUUUGUGUGUGCGUAUUUCCUGUGUGAAGAGGUAUCAUCAGGCUGAACCUCCAAAGCCCUACAGAACAGAUGAUGGAGCGUGUGCGGCGAUACCAUCACAUCCUGCUGUUGGUCUGUUUCUGCGUCUGUUUUCUCACAGGUUUGAGUGCAGACAAAGUUGAAUGGAGACGGGUCGGGGAGCACAUUGAAAUUGAGUGUUCCACUCAUCUGCAAAAUCAAGGUGGAAUGUACCUUUAUCAAACCUAUCACACAACCCGGGAGGUGUUCUAUCUCACUCCUGGGAUGAAGUGCAGUCCCAGGUUACCAUUCGGUAACAGGAUAAAGGUUACAGGCUUUUUUUCAAACCUGCAUGCCACAGUUAGCAACCUGACCGUUAAUGACACUGGAGUUUUCUGGUGCCAGUACUUGAGAUUUGAUCGAUCAAAAUCAUAUCCAUCUGAAAGCAACAACAACCCAACAUUGCUGGUGGUAGAUGGGGUGGAGAAGGAGUGUCCCACUGAUGGACCAGUGACUAAGCUCUUUGAAGAGCCCAUCCAAAUGUCCACCUUGCUGGUCGUGUCGGCCAUCACUGCCUGCUCCCUGUUUCUGCUCGUCCUCAUCAUCCUGCUCAUCUGUGUGAAGAGGUGCUGUUCAGAGAAUGGAAACUACAAGCCUCGUCCACAGUCUGGUGUUGGACUCCCAGCUCAUCGCUCUGACUCUGUGUAUGAGCAGAUGAGACCUCAGAGGGCCACGUCUAUGUCUCAAGCCUCUGCCCAGGUGCUGCUCAACCCUGCCUACAUGCGCUCCCCAAACUACGCCUAGUCUGUCACCUACACCCAGGAAACAGCACCACUGGUAUACCACCUGCUUUGAUUUGACAAGUUUUAGCUUUCUUUGGUUUCAGAAGUCUUUUAGCUUUUAUCAAUGUAUAAAUGAUACAAAUAAUAUAAACCUUCUAUAGUUUUAUAAAACAACAACAACUUUAGACUGAAUGUCCACCUUGUGUUAUGUCAAGAUUUGUCUUUGUCGUAUGAUUGUAAAUAUGAAUGUGUAAGGUUAUAUGCCAAUCUGUCAAGCAGCACAUCACCUGUACUGUACACAACUGGGGAUUUAACUGACUUGUUGUGGUCUGAAUGCUGAAUGCUGAAUAUUGCACGUAUAUAAUGAUAAAUGUAUCUGAUAUUGAAUGUUUUUUGAUCAAAUAAAUGUAAAUAUUGA
Alosa sapidissima (American shad) is the source of this 4531-nucleotide messenger RNA. RefSeq lists its product as uncharacterized. The record is from RefSeq and is a predicted model, not a curated record. Lineage: Eukaryota; Metazoa; Chordata; Actinopteri; Clupeiformes; Clupeidae. Bases 3404 to 4135 code for a protein of 243 amino acids. Gene Ontology annotation, biological process: adaptive immune response. The transcript has 6 exons. Gene Ontology annotation, cellular component: membrane. Gene Ontology annotation, molecular function: signaling receptor activity.